Alternaria alternata is the source of this 812-nucleotide messenger RNA. RefSeq lists its product as hypothetical. The transcript has a single exon. The record is from RefSeq and is a predicted model, not a curated record. The coding region runs from base 363 to 812 and encodes 149 amino acids. Lineage: Eukaryota; Fungi; Ascomycota; Dothideomycetes; Pleosporales; Pleosporaceae.
CGCGCAGUUUUGACACCAACACAAUGUUGAGCCACGACAGGCGAGAAUAAUAUUCAAACUUUGUUUUCCACUAGAUUUGUAACCUCAAUGCUAAAUCUCGGUAGAAACGAUUCUUGAUGCCGUGAUAUUAGAUAAUCUCGACGCUGCUAGAGGCUAAGUUAGCAAUUUUCUGAGUAUAUAAAUCGUAGUUCAUCGCGGCUUUGGAAAACAUAUUCUAUUCAAGCAGCUGCAAUGACAAUUAAGGCUGUGUUGAAGUAAAAAUAACUAUUAUCGAACUACAUUACCACUAUUGCCUUGAGCAUCGCUAUCCGCACGACCUACAGCUCUAUGACAAGCUUAUUGAUCACGUUCACGAUACCGCUAUGCCUGACAUCACUACCGACGUUACUCGGAUCAUCGAUGCGCCUAUCGGGCAGGUCUGGGGGAUUGUCACCUCUUUCGGGGCUGAAAUUCUUUGGUUCCCCAAGUGCGUCUCUUCCUCUCUUGAGGGCUAUGGUCCAGGAUCGGUGCGCACCAUCCUGUGGGAGUCGAACCAAUGGGUGAAUGAGGUUCGCGAGGUGAUGCUGUUCUGCGAUCCGGUAAAACAUCACCUUCGCUUCCAGGUUCACAAUAAGGACGUCGGUGAAACUGAGGGUGGCAUCUUCUCAAACAUUGUCCUAGAGGACAUCGAUGGCAAAUCGACUAAGUUUAGAUGGUACGGGGAGAGCAAUCCACUGGAGGACCCAGUGUUGCGAGCCAGCUUGCUCACAUAUGUGGAAAACAUGUACGCUGAUUGCGCGGAAGCGAUUGGCCAGAAGCUAUCACGCAAAUAA